This is a messenger RNA of Leptinotarsa decemlineata (Colorado potato beetle), 1173 nucleotides long. RefSeq lists its product as uncharacterized. NCBI's taxonomy places the organism in Eukaryota, Metazoa, Arthropoda, Insecta, Coleoptera, Chrysomelidae. The record is from RefSeq and is a predicted model, not a curated record.
CAUUGCAUAAAAAUGUUGUCUUCACUUUGUUUCUUAUUUUUUAUUGCAUGUACCUGCUAUCCUGUGGCUGGAGACCUGGAGGGAUAUUUUGGAGGGCACGGGCCCCCCUUUGGAGGACUCGGAUCCCAUUUCGGUGGAAGACCUGGCUUCGCGGGACACAAACUAAUCCAUGAAGGAGUCGGUUUUGGUCAACAUUUCGGCGGAGUAGGACCCUCUCAUAUAUCUCCUGCUUUUUCCCAUGGGUUCGGAGGAGCUGAACUCCACGGAGGUUCAGAAAUAGGUCAUAACAGUUUUCGGGGAGGAAGCAAAGCUUUGAAUGGAGGUAAUUUCCAUAAAUUACAUGGAGUUUCGAGCGGAGAAGUGAACCACGAUGAUUUAGGGCAUUUCAAAGGGGAAGGAGCAUUCAAGGAUGUCAAAGGGGAGUCUGCUCAUUUUUAUGACGCAGAUGGCGGAAAGAAUGCACAUCAUGAUGGGAAGAAUUACUACGAAGGAAAACAUUUUGGAAAUGAAGGAAAAACCGGUGCCGAGAAAUCAGCCAAGCAAGGUCACAGAAAAGGACACACAGUGAAAGGUUUCUCCACUUCCCACCACAAGGACGAAUCGGAAAAAACAGAAGAGUUCUUCGACGAAGCCCACGACGAAGGUGGCAAUGCCGCUUUCCAUGGCCAGUCUGGCAAAUUCGGAGAAACUGGAGCCUCUUCUUCCAAAGGUGAACACUUGGAUGGUGAAUUCAAGGCAGGAGAAUCUAAGAAAGGGUUCCACUUCGACAAGGAGUCCGUUAACGGCAAAGUUCAUGGAAACCAGAGACAAUUCGGUGGCAAGAAGUUUAACAACCAUGGGUCGGCGUUGGGGGAGCACAAAGUUUUAGACGAAGAUGAUGUUGAAGCCCACCAUGGGUCUAGCAAGCUGUUCGAACAUCGGCCAAGUUUUUAUUAGAAUAUUUUUAGAGUUUCACCACCGUCCUACAUAUCACUUGAAAUGAUAUGAAUGUCUAUUUAGAACUGUAGUAUUAUUGAAAUGUUUGGCAAAAUAGUAGUUUCUGAAGGUAGUUGAGAAAGGACGAUUUGGAAAUGGGCCUUUUUCGAAUAUAGGCCACCAAGUUUUUUAGCCAUAUCUAUUUAUUAGCAAUAUUAACUUAUAUUUACUUUAAUAAAUCAUCUGCUGCAUAUUUUU